Messenger RNA from Erpetoichthys calabaricus (reedfish), 3152 nucleotides. Its product is annotated as janus kinase and microtubule-interacting protein 1-like. The transcript is spliced from 24 exons. Lineage: Eukaryota; Metazoa; Chordata; Cladistia; Polypteriformes; Polypteridae. Gene Ontology annotation, molecular function: kinase binding; microtubule binding; GABA receptor binding. Bases 353 to 2851 code for a protein of 832 amino acids. The record is from RefSeq and is a predicted model, not a curated record.
GGAAGGGAAGACUCACAGACGUCCCUUGCUGCACCCUGUUCACACAGCGAUGUCAUCUGGUCUAGGAGAGUCUUAUGGUGAUAACAUGUAAAUGCAUUCGACGAAGAGCACGCCGGGCUUCCAGUUUACUCCUGUGAAGAAAUGGGAAUUGCAAUGACUCUAUUUUUUCUUCUUCAUCUUCACUGUUUAUUUUCCACUGAAAAAAGGAAAAUUGCUACAAUGACUAUGGAAUGAUGGACUUUUUCUGUACAGUAUGGACCAUUAAUGCUUUGAUGUGCCAUGGCUGAAUGCUUCUUUUGCUGAAACAUGUUUUGAUUUCAAAAGGCUUCUGAAGAGCUAAAUUAUAACCAAGAUGUCAAAGAAAAAUCGUAAAGGUGAAAAGCCUGAGGCAGUGAUUGAUGCCUUGCAGGCUGCUAAUGAGGAGCUCCGAAGUAAACUAACAGACAUUCAGAUUGAGCUCCAGCAAGAAAAAAGCAAGGUAUGCAAGCUCAGAGAGAAACUACAGGAGAAUAAACAAGGUCGUGAGCUGGAGCAGCAUAAACAUAUAGUCCUGGUAACAGAUUUGAAAGCAAAGCUGCAUGAAGAAAAAAUGAAGGAUAUGCAAGGCCUCCGGGAGGUCUUGAUUAAGCAGCACGAACAGGAAUUAGCACGUGUGAUCAAGAUCAAAGAUGGGGAGCUACACAGACUGCAAUCUUUAGUAAAUGUUUUGCGUGAUGGGGCAGCUGACAAAGUAAAGACAGCUUUGUUGUGUGAGGCCCGGGAGGAAGCCCGCCGUGGAUUUGAUGGUGAACGUACAAAAUUACAGCAGGAGAUACAGGAACAGAAGUCUGCUAAGAAGCAGAUGGAGGAAGCCUUGAAUAACCUCAUGCAAGCAGACAAAGCCAAAGCCAUGGACCUAAGAAUGGCAUAUCAAAACCAUCAGGAUGAGAUAAACCGAAUUAAAAGGGAUUGUGAAAGGGACAUUCGCAGGCUGAUGGAUGAAAUCAAAGGCAAAGACAGAGUGAUCCUUGCCCUAGAAAAAGAACUUGGUGUUCAGUCUGGUUAUGCCCAAAAACUUCUGCUACAAAAAGAGGCUCUUGAUGAACAGUUGGUACAGGUAAAAGAAGCGGAAAGGCAUCAUGGGAGUCCAAAAAGAGAACACCCGCCAAUACUCGGAGAGACUGUGGACUUCUUCCUAAACCAGGAACUACAGAUGGAUGAACGUGAUAUGAGGCGCUUUCAACUGAAAAUUGCAGAGCUUAAUGCUGUAAUUAGAAAACUAGAGGACAGGAAUACAUUAUUAGCUGAUGAAAGAAAUGAACUGCUGAAACGGGUGCGAGAAUCUGAGACUCAGAUGAAACCUCUUUGUGAGAAAAAUAAAAGAUUGUCAAAAAAGAAUGAUGAUUUAUUGCAGUCUUUACAGCGAAUGGAGGAGAAGUUAAAAAGUGUGAGUCGGGAACAUGCAGAAAUGAAGGAAAAAUUGCAGACACAGGCACAAACAAUUUUAAGGAGGCCAAGUUCUCUCAAUGAUUUGAGUCACACACAUGAUGAGCAGGAAAUUGAAUUUCUUCGGCUUCAGGUGGCUGAGCAGCAAUCAAUGAUAGACGAUCUUACAGUGGAAAGAGACCGUAUGAUAAGAAGCAAAAAGGGCAAAAGAAAAGGUUUAAAGUUGCCAAAGAGGCAUGUUGUGGAGACGUAUUUUGGAUUUGACGAAGAAUCAGUGGAUUCUGAAACGUCGUCCCUAACUUCCUACACCACUGACCGAACAGACAGAACACCAGCUACACCAGAAGAAGAUCUAGAUGAAGGUAUUUCAAGAGAAGAGUCUGAGCUUAGAUUUAGACAGCUUACAAGAGAGUACCAGGCACUUCAAAGAGCAUAUGCUCUUCUUCAGGAGCAAGUAGGAGGAACUCUAGAUGCUGAGCGAGAGUCAAGGACACGAGAGCAGCUGCAGGCAGAUUUAAUAAGGUGCCAGGGGAAAAUUGAAGACCUUGAGAAAUCUCUGUUGGAAACAGGACAGGACUCUAAAUGGGUGGAGGAAAAGCAAUACCUUAUAAGAACAAACCAAGAGCUUUUGGAACAGAUCCAGAAACUGGAAUCGGGUGAGAGCCAGCUGCGGACUGAGAUGCAGGAUGUCAAGGACCAAAAUGAGCUUCUAGAGUUCAGAGUGUUGGAACUUGAAGAGCGUGAACGAAGGUCACCAGCUUUCAAUCUUCAUAUUACAGCCUUCUCGGAGAACAAUGGAAGUGCUCUCCAACUUCACUGCCACCAGGAGGGCAUAAAGGAUGUUGUCAUUCCUGACCUCAUGAAGAAACUGGACAUACUGGGAGAUAAUGGCAAUCUGCGAAAUGAAGAACAAGUUGCUGUGAUACAAGCCGUAACUGUACUGUCACUAUGUGAAAAGUGGUUAAAGCAAAUUGAUAACACAGAGGCCGCCCUUACUCAGAAGAUGCUGGACCUAGAGAAUGAGAAGGAUCUGUUCAGCAAACAGAAAGGAUAUUUAGAAGAAGAACUGGACUACAGGAAGCAAGCACUGGACCAGGCCUAUAUGAAAAUCCAGGAGUUGGAGGCCACACUCUAUAAUGCACUGCAACAAGAUCCAAGCAACAGAGUGAGUGAAUCUUUGACAGAGAAGCAAAAGGAGGACCUGAGAAUAGCUGUGGAAAAGCUGAGGAGACAAAUACUGAGGCAGAGCCGGGAAUUUGACAGUCAGAUCUUACAGGAGCGCAUGGAGCUGCUGCAGCAAGCGCAGCAGAGAAUAAGAGAGCUGGAAGAUAAAAUAGAACUUCAAAAAAGACAAAUUAAAGAAAUAGAAGAAAAGUUUUUGUUUCUCUUUUUAUUUUUUUCUUUAGCUUUUAUUCUCUGGCCUUGAUGGUGCUAAAAUGUGCAGAAAACAGGCACAAAAUUUAAAACAUGAAGGUGGAGCAUUAAAGUGGAACAAUCAGACGUACUGUAUGUAUAUUGAAGUGUACUGAGUAACAAUCAAGAGGGAAAGUAUAAUGUUAAUCUAGUGCUUCUAAAGAGCGCAUUUUUAUAAAUUAACUCAAACUCAGAGGAAGAAGCUGAAAUUAUUAUUUCGCUGUUUAUGAACUAAAGAUACUGUCAAACCAAUUAUAUAUUUUUGUACUUUUAAUGGAAAACAGUUAAAAUAAAAGAAUGGAGCAUCAAGAUCA